AUGCAGAACUUUAAGAUCAAGGUGGAGGACGACGGACCGGUCAUCGACGAGCUCGAGCGUCUGCUUAAGAUCCAGGGGGAGGAUAUUCUCUACACUAUCCCUACGUACCCCACAGGUCGUACGCUCAGUGUCGAGAAGCGUAAGCGUCUUGUAGACCUCAGUGUCAAGUACGGCUUCCUCCUCGUGGCCGACGAGGUGUACCAACUGCAGUCCCUGCCACACGUGACGUGUCCUCCGCCCAUCUUCACGUUCGAUGAGCACGACACGGUGCUUGCUCUCGGUGACUUCCCCAAGGUCCUGACUUCCGCUCUACGUCUGGGUUGCUCACAAGCUUCAGAACAAGAUCGUCCACUGCCUCGCACACCGCUCCAGUGAAUUGGCAUCGUAGGAACGAACCGACAACGCUGUACAUCGAAAUCUAAUGAAAAGGUCUAACACCAUCUAGGUUUAGAACUCUUACUUUAAGCAAUCUUUGGGCUAUGCCAGUGAACGACGGUAGUAA
Molecule: messenger RNA, 502 nt
Organism: Phytophthora nicotianae INRA-310
Lineage: Eukaryota; Oomycota; Peronosporomycetes; Peronosporales; Peronosporaceae
Exons: 2
Coding region: 1-375 (124 amino acids)
Biological process (GO): biosynthetic process
Molecular function (GO): L-2-aminoadipate:2-oxoglutarate transaminase activity; pyridoxal phosphate binding
Source: RefSeq, a predicted model, not a curated record